This is a messenger RNA of Porites lobata, 8498 nucleotides long. NCBI's taxonomy places the organism in Eukaryota, Metazoa, Cnidaria, Anthozoa, Scleractinia, Poritidae. The record is from the annotation of a GenBank genome assembly.
AUGCCUUCCAGCCCUUUUGGCUUAUUUGGCGUCGAAAGUGACGAGGAAAACGCGACUGAAUUAUAUGAAAAUGCUUCGAAUUCAUCUGAAAGCCCGCGAUAUCGACCAUUACAUUCCUCUCCCAACUCGACUUUCAGUGAGAGGUUAAAGAUUGCAAGAAAACUUAUUCCUUCGUAUCCUGGCAGAGCAAAAUUAGUGAAAUCCAAUCAUGAGAUGACCGGAUUAAAGAGAAAAACAGAUGAAGAAAACAUCAGCGGUGGAUUAGAAACCAGCAAUUGUCCAACGGUUCGAGAGUUUCAGAACUUCUUCCGGGAACAUGCCAUCAUCAUGGAGUUGUAAGCGCUAACUUAUCUUCAUGUUGAUAUAUUUUAGAAGCUUAUAAAGAGAUCUGUAGUGAUGAAAUUAGCGCUUUAUAAGUGUACAUUGUUAUUAUUAACGUACCUGUACAUUCAGUUAUCUCGCAUUUUACUAUAUAUCAUUGAAAUAUGUUGGUCGCAAUUGUUUUUUUGUUGUUGUUAACCUGUGUUUGAUAAUAAUUACGGCAAUGAUAUUUCACACUUCACGAAACCCAGCUAGAUAGUAAACUUUUAAUGACAAAUUAAAUACCCAUUAUGCAGCCCCACCAUUGAAACUCACGUCCUCGAAAAUUCCCAACAAUUAAAAGGGACAGUUCCAUGAAAAUUCAGGAAGGGUUGGGGGAAGAGCUAUGCAGGAAGCUUACCAGCUAUAUAGAUACCUACAAUCGGCAACAAAAUAAGUUGAGACACUUCGCUCUAAACUGGGCUUUUUAACAUUUUACUGACUUCAAAAGGGGGAAAUAUAGCUUUUCCUCCCCCAUCCCCUCCAUGCAAUGUUGUGCCACUGUUUGAGCUACUUUAGAAAACAACAAACACCUCAACUUUGAAUGGAGAGGACAAGGGAGGGGUGUGGAUUCUUUUGUUCUCUGAAGUUACCCUAUGCAAUGUCUCAACAAUUUUGUCACCAAUUGUAGGCUAUAAUAUGUUCACACUAUGUUGGAUAGCUCUUCUAAAGGCAGGAAAAUCAUACUGGAUACAUCAUCUAAGGCUUCUGUUUACGCAUAAGAACAGUGAUUUUGGCGCAUUUGCUAAAACAGAUGGAAACCACACCACCACCAAACCCUCUCAACCAAUGGUUCCAGCACAUUGUUCAAUGAGUGUGAACAACUUGUUCCAGCUCUGUGCUACUGCUGUUCAUACUAAACUGGACACAAAAAACCAUCUGCUAUAUUGUGAACAUAGCCUUAAUUGGAGUCAUUUGUUCAAAGAACACUGCUGAGAGCAUCUCUGUCCACCACAAUGCAGCUCUGAAAGAGGGACUGCAUAUUAAGAAUUCUUUAAAUAUUUAAGACAAUUUAAUUUUAAGACAAAGGUGGGGGUAGGGCCUUGGUCCUCAGGUCCUUACUUAAUCUUCCCAUGAAAAGCAACAAUGGGGCGGGGGGAAGGGGGACGGUGCUUGGAACUGACGGAGGCACAACCAAUGCAUCAAUCAAUCAUAUAUUGUCAGCCCAUGCAACCCCCAAUCCCCCCAAAAAAUGGUCUGGUGUGACUGCACCAAUUGUUAUAUGGCUGCAUGGCUUUGUAAGCAUUAAAGGUGAACCUUGAAAGUCAUCUGUUUUCAUUGCUUAUGUGUCUGGCAAGAUCAAGCCUAAUCUUGCCCUGCACUCAGGACAGCCCACUUUGUUCCUGCAAAAAGACUUUUUUUGUUUGGUGAAGCUUUGUCUCCAACUCAUUCUUUAUAAUUUGUGAGAGUUUUAAAAUGGACGGAGAUGAACGUGAGCCAUGAAUAGCUCUGCGCUUUUUCCUGGGUAAUUUUACGUAGCAUUUUAAAUGUAUACUUUUUAUUAUACACUAUAUAUAUGUGAACAAACUUAUUAUAGUCAUGAAAUAACCAUUCGUAGGUUAAAUGAAUUUAAACUGUCUCCCAUACUGUUUCACAUUGCAGCAAGUAUUUGAGUCAAAAUCCUCUCAGUGGAGUCUAUGCAGUACCCUCUCUAAACACAUUACAAGGUCAGUUGAAUAUCGUGGAUACUUACUUGCCUCUGAGCUGCGCGCUAUUAGUUAAAAGAAUGUCUCCUUGGCCUGGUGCAAUGAGUCUUAAUUAGAAUCGAGUCUGUCGCAAAUCAUGAAAAAAUCAGUUCAGUGGCUUACAUUUUACUACACAGAGCUUAUAAUAAUAUAUAUUUCAUUUCACACAAACCAAAGAGAAUGAAAUGAGAUAAGGACCAAACAACUUGCUGCCUUUUCGUUGUUGUUUUAGGUCUAAGGAAAACAGUUAGGUGCUAGUAUAUAUCAUGACAGGUUAGCUUUAUCAAAAGAAAAUAUAAGUUCUUGGAGAUAUGUGGUAGGGGGCAUGGGUGGGAGGGGUGGAAGGGGUGGGAAGAGACUGGAGGGGUUAUUUGGAGUACUUGAUAUAGCUUUAAUCAUCCAAGUUAGUAGUUUUUUAGCAAAUCCUCAGAGAUAUGUGGGGGCAGGCCAGGGGGAGGGGGGGACAUUGAAUGUAGUGUCAGAAUCUGAAUCCAUACUUUGAUUCAUUAUUGUCAAAUAAACAAUUAUAUGAAUUUGUGUGCCUGCAUGAAGUUUUCGUAGCAGCAGGCAUGAGGUUGCCUUACAACUGCCUAUAACGUUUUGGUUAUUAAGGGUUUAGCUCAGUGCUUUCUUUUUUUAGUGUGAACAGUCUGACUGCAACUUCCAACAGAUUGUCAUCAGACCUCCUUAUAUAUAUAAUGACACCUCUCUAAACCGGCUGCAGGUAGCUUUACUCCCUGUCAUUUUUCAGUCAUUUUCUUUGACUUCCAUUAAGAUGGACUCCUUCUUUAAGCCCUGAUGAGCAAGUCUCAAUGGUGUUCAUCUUAGAGAGAGAUUAUCACUGGAGCCACAGCUUGUUUUGUCAGUUACUGUAUUACUAUAUUAUUAAAUCUAAUAGCUUGAUCAAUUUUAUCCUUAGUCUGGCAUGGGAUAAUAUUCAUCAGAGGAGGACCUUACAGAAAUGGAAUCUUCAGGUUUAUAGUUAUUCUACAGGAUGAGUAAGUAAAAAACAAUGGAUAAAAAACUUGACAUUGUGAUAUUUUUUCUUUAAUAUAUUUUUUUAUCUAUCUCAGUUCUUAAUUUUUAGCUAUACAUAAAAAGAGUGUUGUGUUUUUACACCAGUAAUUAUUAGAGACAGCAAUAGACCAAUUGUGAUAUAUUAGAAUUCACACUUGGCUCCAAUAAGGCUUGGGGGAAUAAAACAAAAGAAAUCAUCUUGUCAGGCUCAGCAAUGAAAAAUACAUCUCUUUUUUUAUUAUUCCCCAAGCUACGGAGCCAAGUACAAAUUUUAUCGAAAAUUGGUCUUAAACAACUUGCUACUUGUUAUUUAACAGAUUCCUGCUGUUAAAUAACCUGCUACUUGAAACUACAUAUUUUAAACAAAAACUUAAUAUUGAAAAAGAAUUAGUAGAAAAGCUCAAAUAUAAUGCAAAGUUGUGUUACUAGCAUCUUUUCUACUAAUAGAGCCAGUCUUCAUCAGAAACUAAUUUAUGCAGUUAAUUUCAAGUGUAUUUGAAAAAAAAAAUGCAGCCCCAACUGUUAUGUUUGAUUUUCAGUUUCCCUGAUAGCAGACCUCUUCUCAAAUUUACUACACCAGUGUUUCAUCCUCAAGUUCAUCCUGUCAAUUGGUAAGUGAGGAAGCAGUGGCUGAUGACUUGAGGUGGUUUCAGAAAGAGGAAGUGGCAAGUUGUUCCACUGUUGUGUAAUUUAUACCUGCAUAUGUAUGUAAAAUGUUUGUGCAUAUAUAAAGUAGAGGCAAUGAAUGAAAGGCUGCUCAUAAACCUGACAGUUGAGCAGGUUCAACUGACUGUUAUGUUUAUGUACAUAACCCUCCAUACAUUGCCUCUAUUUUAUUUACGUGUGUAAAAUCUAUGUGCGCACUGCGUAAAAACUAUGAGACAGUUGAUCCACCUUUAGUCCCAUUCCCCUUUUACCAGUUCAUAGUCAACAAAACUAAAAAAGAGAUAUCAUAUAUUUAUUGAUUACAGUCAACUCUGGGAUUUAACCUGUUCACACCUGAAGAGGAUUUUAAUAGGAAUGAUGAAUUUAAAGAUCCUCACAACUCUUCAAAAAUUUCAUCAGGUUCAAGUUCCCUGACAGUUAAAGGAGGUGGCCUAAUUGAAGUAAGCAUCAAGCUGUUGAAUCGAUAAAGUAGAUUCAGAGCAAGUUAAAUAACGUGAGCUUUCCAAAUUUUCACUCAUUUUUUUGUACCUUUUUCAGGGUUCUGAACCUGGAUGUUUCUUUUCCCCAAUGGGAAAAAGGAAAAAACAAUGUAUGGUGAGUGGCAAAACUGUAUAACGGAAUCUUUGGUACACAUUUCAGUACAAAAAAUCAUACUUUGGUCAAUUAAAACACAAACGUUUAACUUGAUAAUAGGUCAUUUACAUAAUGGUGCCAUUUUAGUACACACUUUUUAAAAUAUAUAUACCAGUAUUCAUUUCACUUUUCUUUAUUUUUUAAUAAUUAAAAAUUCCCUUGAGUAAAUGGCCUGUUCAGUUCCUUAUAUUCUACCAAAUGAAGGAUAAUUCAAUCCCCACCAUACUGCUAAAGGAAGGAUAAUUCAGUCCCCACUAUAAAUACUGCUAAAGGUAGAAUAAAUUCAGUCCCAACUAUACUACUUAGAGAAGGAUAAUUCAGUCCCCACUAUAUAUACUGCUUAAGGGAGAAUAAAUUCAGUCCCAACUAUACUACUUAGAGAAGGAUAAUUCAGUCCCCACUAUACUACUAAGGAAAGGAUAAUUCAGUCCCUACUAUACUACUAAGGAUAGGAUAAUUCAGUCUGUACCAUACUACUAAGGAAAGGAUAAUUCAGUUCUUACUACACUGCUAAAAAGGAAGGAUAAUUCAGUCCCUACUACACUGCUAAAGGAAGGAUAAUUCAGUCCCUACUGUACUACUCAGGGAAGAAUAAUUUAGUCCUUACUAUACUACUUGGCGAGGCAUAAUUCAGUCCCUGCUAUAAUGCUAAAUAAGGAAGGAUAAUUUAGUCCCUACUAAACUGCUAAGGGAAGCAUAUUUGUAGUCCUUAGUGUACUGCUGAGGGAGGUAUAAUUCAUUCCUUACUAUACUACUAAGGGAAGAAUAAUUUAGUCCUUACUAUACUGGUAAGGGAAGCAUAAUGUAGUCCUUACUAUACUGCUGAGGGAGGAAAAAUUUAGCCCUUACUAUACUACUAAGGGAAGAAUAAUUUAGUCCUUACUAUACUGCUAAGGAAAGUACAAUUUAGUCCUUACUAUACUGCUAAGGAAAGGACAAUUUAGUCCUUGCUAUACUUCUAAAUUGCUCUUUCCUUAGUAGUAUAGUAAGGACUAAAUUAUUCUUCCAUUAGUAAGUAUAGUAAGGACUAAAUUAUCCUUUUUUCUAUUCUUCCCUUAGUCCUUAAAACUGCUAAGGGAAGGAUAAUUUAGUCGUUGGAAGGAUAAUUCAGACCCCACUAAACUGCUUAAGGAAGGAUAAUUCACUUUCCUCUUUAGUGCUUACUAUACUGCUUGAGGAAGGAUCAUUCCUACUUAACUGUACUGAGAAGGGAAGGAUAAUUCUCACCAGGCACAUUCCAAGGAAAGAUGAUUUAGAGCCUACAGCUAAAGGAGGAAUAUUUUAGUCCCCACUAUACGGUUAAAGAAGAGAUCUCCUGAGGUAGGCAGCUGCUUGAAACAGAUUUUCUUUUUCAGGCAAGUCCUUAAAUUUUUGAAGAGUUGCUUUUAUAACGUGGACACAUGGGGAGGAACAAAUGAAGCUGCCAUCGAUACGUAAGUGUUUCUAAUCUCCUGUUAGGAAUGGAGCAGAAUGAAGUCUAUGUGAGUGAUAUUUCUCAUCUAACGCCUGAAGACUUCAGAGCGACUAGACACCUCAUAAACAGACGUAUGGUAUCAGGAAUAGGUCAUAGAGGAUCACACCACUCGUGGCUGAAAGUGUUAUCUUAUUAAAGCUCUACAAGAAUAAUUCUAGAUCUAGAUAAUUUUGCCAGGGCCGUUUAAUUCUAACCUUGAACGUUUAAGGUAGCUUAUGUUAUGGAAGGUCGUUGGAGCGCCCUGUAAUGUGCACUUUAGAUACAGUGUAUACAUUUAUUCACGCUUUCGGCCGAUUCGGUGGACUAGAUACUUGCCUGUCACUCUGCUGAUACUUGACCGACAUAUGUAACACACAUUCUUAAUUAAGCGAGGAUCUUGGUGAUAAGAAGAAAAAUAUGGCGAAUGUUUUUAAAUCAUUGUGUUUAGAAUUCACAGCGAUAUCGAGAAAUUCAAAGAUGAAGCAGAACUAUGUGCGGCUGAUUCAGUCAGAUUAUUUGAUGAUGAACUUAGUCAAGGCAGAAGCUCAGGUAUGUUGGUAGUUUAAAAUAUUUCUUAGUUAAGCUCUGCAACAAUCAUUUACUUUCCUCCACAAAAAAUAGACCGCUUCAUUUUUACAGUCCAUACUGGAGACCUGGCCCCAGUUCUUCAAAAGGUGGAUAACGCCAUCCGCUGGAUAAAUCUCUAUCCAGUGUUGUGGAUAGCGCACUUGGUUUUCGUAAUAUGUAUUCGCUAGACAGUGAGUUGUAAGAUGGAUGGCGCUAUCCAGCGUUUGAGCAAUCCAGCCCUGCAGUACCAAUCUAACUAUGCUGUCACAAAACCCUGCGGUGUAACCUUUUAAAUAAGCCUCUUAGCCAGUGCUAUCAAAUGACACUAUUUCACAAAAUGUAAUUUGAAAUUUCCCUGGAAUUCUCUCAUUGGCCUUAUUUGGAAGUACAAGAACUUAUUUGCAGAAACCUACCUUACUAGACAGAGAGGAGCGGAGACGAAAGCUCUCUUGUUCGUAUCGCACGGGCGACCCUAAAUGAAGGCUUAGUUUUUUGUUGGUUAGAUCCCUUCUCGUACUCUUGAGUUUGUCCAGCUAGCAAUGCGAUGUACAAUGCUAGAAGUGCCCUCUUAAAGUCUCGUAAUUUUAUCAUUCUGAAUGAGUAAAAUUUAUUACAUUAUUUUUACCAUGUUCAACAGAUGACGACGGAAAUGUCCUCAGCCAGAAGAAUCUUAGCGACGUAGCAUUUAGAGAAGGGAAGAGAAUGAUGUUAACUGGGGUAAGAAUCAGAAUUCAGUCGCCACUAUACUGCUAAAGAAAGGAUAUUUCAGCCCCUACUAUACUGCUAAAGGAAGGAUAAUUUAGUCCCUACUAUACUGCUAAAGGAAGGAUAUUUCAGUCCCUACUAUACUGCUAAAGAAAGGAUAAUUCAGAAAGAGCACAUUGAGGUUAGGAAAAAUCUCAAGUUUGGUGUCAAUCCGGCCUAUAUUGAAGGGAAAAAAUGAAAUUAUAAGAGAUAUAUGGUUACUGGACACACCGUCCGGACGUCUAGAUAUUUCUUGUUAAAUUUUGGAGUUUUUGAAUGGCUGUAUCUCGUUCAAUAUAGGCCCAAUAAACACCAAACUUGAAAACGUUGCUAACCUCAGUAUGCUCUUUCUGUCUCUUCUCUCUCUUCCGGGUCUCGUGUGUUUAUCUUAGAAUAAAUGGACUCUACCCAGCCCCUCUCAGUUUGAAAUUAGGCAAUACAUGUCUCCCCUAAAAUUUAUAUGGGUCCCUCUUAAUACAGGUUUGCUUGUUCAACGUCCAACACUUCGAUACCAGUAGAUACCUAAACUAAAACAUUACUGCCUGGUUCUAAGUAUGCAUAUUCAUUCAGUGUUUUUGAAGGAGCCCGUGUUCCAUCUGUGUUAUUGAUAUUGUUUGGUGUAUUAUAUUACUUUACCAGGAAUUACCUUCAUGGAUGCCGUAAACUUAAGGUUGGGACACACCAAGGGUCAUGUUUCAGGGACAAGUCUCUCAGUGCGCAACACAAAUUUAGGGGCAAAAUUGUUCCCGCGACAUGUGGCAUUAGAUUCAACUUCAGAAGGUCAAGAAGCAUGUCGAGGAGACAAAAUGUUCCAAGGAACGCAUACACCUUCGUGUUUUCUCCCCGUUGUACAUGUCCCUGCAGUGGAAUCGGAAUAGUUGAGCCAGCCAGAGACAACGACCAGAAUUCUUUGUGAUCAUGCAUUGGGAAGGAAGACAAGCUAAAUCAUUUCCCGCGACAUGUUCGUAUUUGUGAGACAUUGUGACUUUGGCCCUGGCCUGCUACAUUUGUCUGUUACACAUCCCUAUUAGACGCCAGUUCGUUUUACUGCACGUGAUUGUGUGCCUAUUACAUAUGUCUGCUAGACAUUCCUGUUUGUACUACAGAUUUUAUCCUAGUUGCACGUAGCUGCAGCAACUCCUUGCAGCCUGUAUCCUCAGGUCUCCCUACCUUUGCCCUGAAAUUUACGCCUAAAUUAUAAACACCGAAAAAAUCGACGGGCCAGGCGCUCGUGACUUACAGUAUUUAAUAUAUCAUUCAAAUUUAAGCUACAUAGAGAUAAUAUAUAUAUUUUUUAUUUUAAGAGCUACUGUAAAUUGUGUAUUUUAAUAAAAUAGCUAUUGUCUCAUGAACCUAAACAACUGUUCACAUUA